CCGUUGCUAACUUCGGGGUUAUUAAGAAGACGGACCAGAUUAGCUUCCGCGAAGGCCCUUUAAAGCUAACAUAGCCGUUUUAUUAAUAUAACAGUACUUAGCAUGGUGUCUAACAAACAGAAGCGGGUGUGGAAGUACGUGGAAGAGGGCAGUUUGCUUAAGCUGAAGUCGUACCUAAGGAAGCACCGGGACCUGGAUGUGAACUUCUCCCAGGGCAAGAGGCAGAGGAGCCCGCUACACCUGGCCUGCUGCCUCGGAGACGACGCCGUCCUGCGGCUGCUGUUGAAGCACGGAACCGACGUUCUCCAGAGGGACCAUAAAGGAGACACAGCGCUACACACAGCGGCCAACAGGGCUCUUAAACACGGGAAAACAGCGUAUGAUGACCUGGUUGUGCCCCUCAAGAAGAGCUGUCCAGAGGCCAUGACUGCUCCUAACAAUGCUGGAGUCACACCUCAGGACCUGCUGAACUGGAUGAAACGUAAAGAGACUGCACAGAACAUGAGUCGUCCCUCUGAAACAGACCCUGAGAAGGAGUGGCUGGAGAAGCUGUUUGGUGAAUGCGAAGAUGAAUUCUAUGAAACGUUUGGAGUGUACGAUGAUGAUGAUUUUCUUCCUGUUGAUGACGAUGAGGAAGACUUUGGGGACUGGGCUGAUCGUAUUAGAAAAGAAUAUUUCGAUAAAAAGCAUGCGGAAGCCCAGAGACUUGCAGCAGCAUCUUCUGGGUGGAAAAAGAAAAAGAGUAAACAAGAGAGAGAGCAGGAAGAGAAAAGCCAUAAAGAGCUGUAUGAAAAGCUGCAGAGGGAGCACGAAGAGUAUCUGGCUCGAGCAGCACGUAAAGAGGAAGAGACUCGGCAGGGCAAGAAGCGCAGGUAUGAUGAGAGGUGCGCAGCCACUUUCAGUGGCGGCUCUUCAGCUGACAACACAAAGCUGAGCUACAGUGACAUUCCCUGGCCAGCUCCAAGGGGGACCGUGCAGGAGAUGGUGGACGUGAUGCUGCACGGUGUGGACCGAAAGGACGUACCAGCGUUUCGUAAAAUGCUCCGGAAGCAGCAAGCUCUGUGGCAUCCCGACAAAUUUGCUCAGAGAUGCGAAACCCGGUUGGAGGAGAAGGACAAGCAGAGGAUCCUGGAUACAGUCACAGCUCUGUCACAGGAGCUCAACAGACUGGCUCAGAGUCUGAGGGCUUAAAAUCACAAUAUAAUUUAAACUUAAUUUUAUCUUCUUUUCUGGAAAUGUGUGUAUGCAAAAACUCUAAUUUCUCUCUUAAAUUUUGUGACAUUUAUGCACAAAUGUACCAUGAAUUGCGUGUAGUUUCCACUUGUCAUAUUUGUAUUAAUUUAUCAAUCUUUUUUGUAGCUCUAGCAGGAUAAGCCAGUGGACUUAGGGUUUGUGAUUUGAUCUCCAGCUCCUCCUGUCCACAUGUCAAAGUAUUCUUGAGCAAGACACCAAACUCCAAAGUUCUCCCAGUUCUGUAAGUGUGAGUGUGUGUCGGGGGAAAGUGUGGCUCACUUUGGGGAAAAGCAUCUGUCAAAACAAUGUAAAGUAAAUGUGCUGUAAUGCAGAUAUCUACAGCUGUCCGCAGUCUGAUCUGAUUGACAUGGUUCUGAAAUGUGAGAAUUAAAACAGCUAAGUGACUUUGAUCACUGAUUGAACACUGAUCAUAAACAGGCUUUUGUAUAAUCACUGAUUUUUAAAAUAAUAAUUAACAUCAUUCAGAUUUCUUUUACCCCGAGUAAUAUUUGUGUUUAGUCAUGUGGCCCCGCAGUGUUUUUACUCUUAUAGUCCGUCUCAUCAAAAAAGACGCUCGUUCAUUUGGUCCACAGGUUUAUGUAAACACACGGUAAUAAUUAACCACCGGCGAGAAUUUGUUGUAGAACAGCUAAAAUUAACAUAUCGCCACAAACAACUUUAAUAAAGGAAUUCGCACACAAAAGAA
This is a messenger RNA of Lates calcarifer (barramundi perch), 1939 nucleotides long. RefSeq names its product nuclear factor of kappa light polypeptide gene enhancer in B-cells inhibitor-like 1 (gene nfkbil1). The record is from RefSeq and is a predicted model, not a curated record. Gene Ontology annotation, biological process: canonical NF-kappaB signal transduction. Bases 103 to 1191 code for a protein of 362 amino acids. The transcript has 4 exons. Gene Ontology annotation, molecular function: protein binding. NCBI's taxonomy places the organism in Eukaryota, Metazoa, Chordata, Actinopteri, Centropomidae.